UCCGAAAUAAGGGGUUCGGAUGAACUCCUUGGGCCCCUAGCUCCGCCCCAAGUCUGCUGGUUCUGAAAUUGUAUCGCUUCUUGGAAUCAAGAAUUUUUGCAUGUACAACUGCACUACUGGAUGGAGCCAAGAUUUUUCACUAAGGAUAUUUAUAAUAUAAACAAGUAGACAAACAAAAAAGCAAGGGAUUCAACAUCUACUAUCUAUUCCUAAAUAAAUUUUGACCAUAUAUAUACAAUUGCAUUUUCCGAUUAAAAGGGGUUCGGACGAACCUCCUUGUGCCUCCCUAUCUCCGGCCCUGUAGGGCGGUGGCAUAAAAUCUCAAGCACUAUACAAGGAUGAUGCAAUUGCAGAUAUGAGCAUGACUAGACCAUAUUUGCAAGAUUUAUGACUCUUUAGUCUUUCCAGCAGUCAGCUGUACCUAAAAUCCAAAAUUCCCAUUGACUUUCCAAAGUGCACCAGGAGUUUCUAUGAAAGCACCAAACGCCCUUUUUCAUCACAAGGACAAGGCAUACAACAGAAUGACCAAUUCAGUAUUUACAAGCAAAAGGGGUUAGACAAAUCAACAUUAUAGUUUUAAGACCAUUAUCAAGAAGCUUAUUACAUGGUUCAGAGUUAAGACUUAUCAAGAAUCUUACUUUUUUACUUCAAAUGACUUCCAAAAACCUAUUCUCCUUCCUCUUUCUACUUGUCCUUCCGUUUUCGAUUUUUUCUGAUUCAACAGGUUGGAUAAAAUCUGGUUUCUGGUAUACUGGCAGUGAGUUUCCAGUUCCUGAAAUUCCUUCCACUCUGUUCACACACCUUCACUUUGCCUUUGCAUAUAUCAACACUUCAAGUUUUGAGCUUUACAUAUCUCACUCUGAUGAACCGUAUAUAUCAACCUUCUCAAACACAGUGAAGCAAAAGAAUCCAUCAGCUAUCACACUUCUAUCCAUCUGGGGAGGAAAGGAUGAGUCCCCUGGCUUUUUCGCUAUGACUAGCGAAUUUUCUCGUAGGAAAUCGUUCAUCAGAACAUCGAUAAAAACUGCUCGACAAUAUGGAUUUCAAGGACUAGAUCUUGUUGGUGUCAACCCAAAUACGGCUGUCAACAUGACCAAUAUGAGAACAUUUAUUGAAGAGUGGCGGACAGCGCUUAAUUCUGAGUCCGAGAAUUCAUUGAUCUUGACUAUGGGAGCAUAUUACUCACCCAUGCUAGAUUCCAUGACCUAUCCAGUAGAUACAAUUGUCAAAAACUUUGAUUGGGUUCAUCUCAUAGCAUAUGACUAUUGCUUGCCUAUAAAAGAUAAUUUUACAGGAGCACAUGCAGCUUUAUAUGAUCCAGCUAGCAAGCGAAAUACAGACUAUGGUAUAAAAGAAUGGAUCAGGAGUGGAUUACCAGCCAAUAAAAUAGUUCUAGGUUUAGCAUACCAUGGCUAUGCAUGGACACUUGUGAAUCCAAAUCAUAACACGGUGGGUUCACCUGCAGGAGGUCUCGCAAUAACACCAGAUGGAUCGAUGAGCUAUAGAUUCAUCAAGUGGUAUAUGAAAAGUUAUGGAGCUACAGCCAUCUAUAACUCAACUUAUGUUGUGAACUAUGUGACUAUUCAAUCAUUUUGGAUUGGUUAUGAUGACGUCGAGGCUAUCAGAACUAAAGUUUCUUAUGCGAAGGAUAAGGGGCUUCUUGGUUUUGCCGCAUUCCAAAUUCCUAGCGAUGAUGUUGAUUGGGAGCUCUCAAAAGCAGCCUCGGAUGAAAAAGAAGAAGAAGACCAACACGGUAGCAAGAGAAGGUUACUGGCAAUUCUUCUGCCAACGAUCACUAUCACCAUUCUCCUAAUAAGUACAAUUUUGUGUAUCUUCAAAAAGAAAACUAUAAGAUCUGAAGGUAUCAGGGAAUUGAAUGAAAGAGCUAUAGGUCGUAAUAUGAAAGUUUUCAGCUUUGAUCAAAUAAAAGAAGCUACAGACAAUUUCUCCAUUAAAAACAAGAUUGGAGAGGGAGGCUUUGGACCUGUUUAUAAGGUAUUGGUAAUCCAACUAUUACUGUAUCCUUUUACAGGCGUUUUGAAUUACAUCUCUAAUGCGAGGCGAUCACAGAAUCUGAAGCAUAAAUAUAUCGGGAAUAGAGUAAUGGGGUGGCAGGCAUUCAGAAAUAACCAUAUUCAAUUAAGAAAACAAAGAAACUACAAAGUAACAAGUCCCUGGUUGUGCAUAACAUACCAUUUAGCUACCUUCAAUUGUUAUCACAGUAAAUUCAUUGGAAGAAAGAAAAAAAAACUUUUUUUUGUUUAACUUUUGUUUGUUUGUUUCCAAUGAAUUCCUACAGCUAGAAAAAGCAUAUAUGUCUGAAAGAGUUUCCUAUAAGUUGUGGUUUGUCUUUUGUGUACCUUACUGAGAUACUAGUAGUACCACAGCCUCUUGGGCUCUAGUGCUUCUACCAUUAAACAAACAUCAACCAAACUAGCACAUUUGCCAAAUCGGUCCGGAAAGUAACUUCUUCUGGUAACAACUUUCAAGAAUCCCAAACAUAAAACUCCGGGUUGAGACAAGUUAUAAUCUUUUUGCAUUCAUUGAGGAAAAUUGCAAGAAUCUUGUAGCUCACAACAAGUCAAGCUCAAGGCAAGUUACAAAUGGCUCUUUAUACGAUGAAGUGGAGUGUUAUGUCCGAUCUUCAUCUACGUUUAGUCAAACUAACCUGGCUGUUUUAGAUCAUUUCUCUUUGUUUCCAAUUUUUAUGCUCCAGUUCUUAGCCAAGUUGUAUGUGAAGGAAAAUACACAAUCUACUAGAACACAUAGUUCCCCCAAUAUUCUCCAAUAUUUGUUUCACUGGUCGACGGUGUAAUCAUAUAUUUAUAGAACACGAACUACACCGUAAAGUUUCACCAUGAACAA
Lycium barbarum (goji berry) is the source of this 2865-nucleotide messenger RNA. RefSeq names its product class V chitinase-like. Gene Ontology annotation, molecular function: chitinase activity; chitin binding. The transcript is spliced from 3 exons. The coding region runs from base 652 to 2265 and encodes 537 amino acids. Gene Ontology annotation, cellular component: extracellular region. The record is from RefSeq and is a predicted model, not a curated record. Gene Ontology annotation, biological process: chitin catabolic process; carbohydrate metabolic process. Lineage: Eukaryota; Viridiplantae; Streptophyta; Magnoliopsida; Solanales; Solanaceae.